CACGUUCUCUUCCGUGUGUCUGCCCUCGCUUUUUCAGUUUUCUUGUUGUAUAGACUCUCCACUCUUCCGUUGGGGCGUCUCUACAUUCACGCUUGAUACCCAGGGUUUUCACCCUUUCGCGCUGUUGGGCACCGCUUACGCUUCAGCCGCCGCGAAUAAUUCCAUACCGUAUCGAUAAGCCCCUCCACCAAAAAGAAAUCGCUCGUCGCAGAUUCACAGCGCAGCACCACACAACCUUGGAACCGGCUUCUUUCGCAGAUGCCGCACUCCGAGUCGCCGCCUAUGGCUCCCGCUAUUGUCGUCGACAAGGCCAGCGCAGCCCCUGCGCCCUCGCAGGAGGAUGUCAACGCCUUCAUCAGCAGCAUCGUCACCGCAAAGACGUCGCACGCCUCAGUAGACGCCGCCUACGCCCUCACAACCCUCCUCCAGAACUCAGUAGGCUUCCGCGGCCUUACUGGCUAUGGUAUACUCGAGGAGAUUAAGAAAUCGGCGGCCAACAAGAAGGAUGCUGUGCGGAGGGAGGGCGCCAUGAACGCCCUCGGUGCCUUCUUCGAGCGCCUCCCGCGCACACAACGCCUGACAGAGGCCAUCUUCCUCGUCCAGAACGAAGGUCUAGUACCCAUGGUCCUUGACUUGCUGGCAGACAAGACUGGCUCGGUCAAGGAGUCGGCCAAGUACGCUCUCGACUCGCUGUUCGAGAACCUCAGCGCCGAGGCCAAGGUCUUCGGCCUCUUGCCUGUGCUGACCAAGUACCUGGGCAAGAAGUCCGGAAAGUGGCAGGGUGCUGCUUUCGCCUACGAGCUCAUCGGCCGUAUGGCUGACAAGGCCAAGAUGGGCAUGGAGAGCCUCGAGGUCGAGAAAGAGAAGGAUGUUCUCCGCGAGGCCAUGGGCAAGAAGCUCGAGGGUCUCAUCCCCAUCGUCGAGGCCGGCAUGCACGAUCUCAAGAAUGAGGUCGCAAAGCAGUCUGUCAAGACAAUGAACAGCCUUACCACCCUCCUCCAGAACGACGACAUCGCGCCCCGGAUACCCCUCCUGGUCAAGGCCAUCGAAGACCCCUCCACAACGAGUCUGCAGAAGGCUAUCCACGCCCUCUCCCAGACCACCUUCGUCGCUAUUGUCACAUCCCCCGUCCUUGCUAUGGUCACACCUCUGCUUGAGCGCUCUCUGAACAUGCCUUCCACAUCACAGGAGGUCACCCGCCAGACUGUUGUCGUAGUCGAGAACUUGACCAAGCUCGUCCACGACCCUAUCGAGGCCCGCGCCUUUUUGCCCAAGCUUCGCCCAGGUGUGCAGUCCGUCAAGGACCGCGCUUCCCUGCCUGAAGUCCGAGAGAUCGGUCAGCGUGCGCUGGACGUUAUCGAGAAGGCCAUGGCCGACCCAGACCACAACAUCGACAGCGGCGCCAUCGCGAGGACACAGCCAUCAGAUGUUCAGAAGCUCAUAGAGAAGCAGAUCAGCGCUUCUGCCAACCUCCUUGACUUCCCCGGAGACGCAGAGGUCUUGACUAUCACCAAGAGGUACAUCUCCGAGAUGAUCGCUGAGGUUGUCGAUCAGCGCGAGCUUCAGCGCCUCCCAAAGCUCGUCGGGCCCUACCUGGAGCCUUUGCUCAACGCCGGAGACGCCGACAAGGUUGCAGAGGCCGUGCACCAGUUCUACGUGGACGAGGACCACCGCAAGUUCGGCCAGCCCGUCAAGGAGGACGACGGAGAGACGGAGAUUGUAAACGCUGUCUUCUCCCUAGGAUACGGUGGCAUGUUGCUCCUCUCACACACUAACCUUCGCCUGCUCAAGGGCCACCGCUACGGUCUUUGCGGUCGCAACGGUGCUGGAAAGUCUACCCUCAUGCGCAGUAUCGCAAGCGGCAAGCUGGAAGGUUUCCCUCCUCAAGAAGAAGUCAAGACAUGCUUCGUCGAGCACAACCAGGGAGAAGACGCUGAUCUCUCUAUUCUUGAGUACAUCGUUCGCGAUCCGCGCUUCGCGGACGAGAGCCGAGAGCGUAUCUCCGAGGUUCUCGAGGAGGUCGGCUUCACCGCUGGCCCUGAAGGCAGGCAGUCCGCUAAGGUCGGCUCUCUGUCCGGAGGAUGGAAGAUGAAGCUCGCUUUGGCCCGUGCUAUGCUUAUGCGCGCCGACGUGCUCCUUCUGGACGAACCCACUAAUCACUUGGAUGUCGCCAACGUUGCCUGGCUCGGAAAGUACCUCAAGUCCCAUACUGAGAUUACUAGCUUGAUCGUUUCUCACGACUCUGGUUUCCUCGACGAAGUCUGCACAGACAUUUACCACUACGAGCAAAAGAAGCUGGUCUGCUACAAGGGCAACCUUGCCGAUUUCGUUCGACAAAAGCCUGAAGCCAAGAGCUAUUACACGCUCUCGGACACCCAGGUCAAAUUCAAGUUCCCUCCUCCUGGUAUCCUUACUGGUGUCAAGUCGAACACUCGCUCCAUUCUGCGCAUGACAAACUGCUCCUACACCUACCCUGGCGCUUCCAAGCCAUCGCUUACCGAUGCUUCUUGCAACUUGUCUCUGUCAUCCCGAGUCGCCAUUAUCGGUGCCAACGGUGCUGGUAAAUCUACUCUUAUCAAGAUGCUUACUGGCGAAACCGUCCCUCAAGAAGGUACCGUCGAGAAGCACCCCAACUUGCGUAUCGGUUACAUCAAGCAGCACGCUCUUGAGCACGUCGAGAUGCACAUGGAGAAGACGCCCAACCAGUAUCUCCAAUGGCGUUACGCCAAUGGUGACGAUCGUGAGGUGCUCAUGAAGCAGACACGUGUGCUCAGCGAGGAAGACAAGAAGCAGAUGGAAACUCCUAUCGAUCUAGGCGACGGCUCGGGCCCCCGUAGGAUCGAAGCGCUUAUUGGCCGUGCGAAGUACAAGAAGACCUUCCAGUACGAGGUCAAGUGGCUGCACAUGCUGCCCAAGUACAACACCCAGAUCUCGCGUGAGACGCUUCUUGAGAAGGGCUUCUCCAAGCUUGUGCAGGAGUUCGACGAUCACGAGUCGUCGCGUGAGGGUCUCGGAUACCGUGUCCUGGAGCCCAAGGUCAUCUCCAAGCAUUUCGAGGAUCUCGGUAUGGACCCUGAGAUUGCGAACCACAACGAGAUCUCGGGCCUUUCCGGAGGACAGAAGGUCAAGGUCGUGCUUGCCGGUGCCAUGUGGAACAACCCCCAUCUUCUCGUCUUGGACGAACCCACCAAUUUCUUGGACCGCGACUCUCUCGGUGGUCUCGCUGUCGCCAUCCGCGACUACAAGGGUGGUGUCAUCAUGAUCUCGCAUAACGAAGAGUUUGUCGGUGCUCUCUGCCCCGAGCAGUGGCACGUCGCUGAUGGUCGCGUCACGCACAAGGGCCAUCUCGCUGUCAACAUGGACCGUUUCGAGGACUCGCGCCCUGGAUCCAGCAAUGUUAGCAGUAACGUGAGCUCCGCUGCGCCGUCCACCACUGGAACUCCAGUCAUGAGUGACGCCGAGGGCAACAAGGACGAUAUGAAGUUCAGGUCAAGGAAGAAGAAGAAGAUGACCAAGAAGGAGCUCAAGGACCGUGAGGUCAGGCGUAGAUUGAGGUACAUUGACUGGCUGAACAGCCCCAAGGGUACCCCUCAGCCACCCAACACUGAUGACGAGGCCGAGUAAAUGUUGUUGCAACUGUUUCGGAUUACGAUCGCAUUAUGAUAUCUUAGACUAUGCAAAUUUGCAUUGCUCGGCGUUUAAUAGAGGCCUGGAUGAUUGACUGCAUUUGCGUCACCGAUAGAUUUUGAACGUCUAGCUGCAUCCUUAUGAUGAAUCAAAAGCAUUUCCUUUCUUUCAACUUGGUUGUUUCUUGACUUG
This is a messenger RNA of Alternaria rosae, 3819 nucleotides long. RefSeq names its product P-loop containing nucleoside triphosphate hydrolase protein. The record is from RefSeq and is a predicted model, not a curated record. NCBI's taxonomy places the organism in Eukaryota, Fungi, Ascomycota, Dothideomycetes, Pleosporales, Pleosporaceae. The transcript is spliced from 3 exons. Gene Ontology annotation, molecular function: ATP hydrolysis activity; ATP binding. Bases 259 to 3624 code for a protein of 1121 amino acids.